AGGGCACUGCAAAAUGAGGUCAUCUAUCUGCGCCGGGGAAGUUUUCCUUGGUCAUUGUUCUAUUGGCCUCGCGCGAUCUUACUGCUGCAUCUUUGUGCUGUGAAACUACCGAAGUGAAUACAGCACGCCGCGAAUUUUAUAGCGUUGUCCGGGAAAAUGGAGAGUCCUGAGGAAACCCAGAACAGUUCGGAUAAAGCCUAUGCCUCGAAACGACGGGCCGAAAUACGAAGACGAAAACUGCUGAUGAAUUCUGAAAACAGAAUGAACAGGAUUAUGGGGUUUAGUGGCAGCAGCAAGGACGACGGGGAUGCAGACGUUAAGGGCCAUGUGAUGGAACACAGGAUGCACAUUGAUCUGGACAAAACAGACGCCUGGUCCUCAGCCAUUUCCUCGACACGGCCGGCAUCAUUCUCCAGUGAACUUGGGGGCAGCCGCCAUAGCGAGGGCUUGGAGAGCAAGUGCUCUCUACCUACCCCCGAUAUCAGGGACAUGCUAGGGGGCAGCGGAGAAGAGGACAGCCCAGGGGAGCCCCGGCAGCGAGUGCGAGGGGAUCUGGCCGGCGAGGGGCUGCCGCGCUCCCCCCGCCGCGGUCUGCAGCAGUAUCUGUCGCGUUUUGAUGAGGCUAUGAGGCUCCGUGACCAGCUGGCCAGUGAGAAGCCGGCCCAGGAUGGUGCCUCGGGUCCCGAGGAGCUGGAAGCCUUCCGUAUCUUCCGGCUUGUUGGGAGUGUUGUUCUAGCUAUUGCCGUCAGGGUAUUCAUCUGCAAGUACUUGUCCAUAUUUGCUCCGUUUCUUACACUGCAGCUUGCCUACAUGGGUUUGUGCAAAUAUUUCCCAAAGGGUGAGAAGAAGAUGAAGACCACGGUGCUGACGGCCGCCCUGCUCCUGUCAGGAAUCCCUGCUGAGGUCAUCAACCGCUCCAUGGACACUUACAGGAAGAUGGGCGACGUCUUCACAGACCUCUGCGUCUAUUUCUUCACUUUCAUUGUGUGUCACGAGCUUCUUGUUGUCUUCGGUUCUGAAGUGCCCUGAGCUGGCACCUCCCCCUUUUCCCCGCUUCCUGGUUUGGCUAAGUGUUAGUCUCCCUUUUCCAUAUUCCAGUUUGCCUGGGCAUCUACCCACCACUGCUCAUAACUUCACAUUUAUAUAAAACACCUGCUAGUUAAUUUCAGUUGAUGGUUUGUAUGACCUGCUGGUUGACUGAGUGGACCCAAGUAUUUAACUGAAAUAAAAUUGUUUCUGUAGACUUAUUCUGUGAUGGGACUGGAGAUGUUUUUGACUACACACAGCUUGACUACCUUAUAUAAGCUUGUUGAAGUUUUCUCUGAGCUAAAAAUGUAUUGUAGCACAUCCUGUUGAGUGUCCUGCACAGAAAACAUCAGUUUUUAAGGUAUGCUGCUGUUUUUCUUUCUUUCUUUCUUUUUCUUUCUUUCUUUCUUUCUUUAUUUAAAGAGUGUCCUGUGAUAUUAAUAACUUGGUCAAUGGUUGUAUUCUCUGUAUAGCUUACGUUGUCUGAUAAUAUGAAUUAUGGAUUGUAUAACUAUCUCUCCAUCGGCCAGCUAGUUACUGAGUUGUCAAUACUGUACGGUAUUGUGUGUGUUGUACGUUAUAAAACAUAUAAAUUAUUUAAUUUUGUGUAAAAAUAUUUUGAGUAAUUAAAGUUGAAUUUGUUUUCUUUUUAGAAAUUGUUUUUAAUAUAAUUUGUGUUUUCUUUGUAAUUACUGGUAGCUGAUGGGAAAAUAUUUAUGUAUAACAAUAUAACACAUAAACUUGGCAAGUUUCCUUUUCACCUGCGUUUCUGUUUUUAGUUGUUCCAGAGCCCUUUAGGUGUCAUGGUAAAAAAAUAUUAUCCCAUAGUAAUUCAUGCACUCCAGUUAGUAAUUUAUGUUCUCCAGUUACUAAUUCAUGAGCUUGAGUUUGUAAUUAAUUCCCUCAAAUUAAUCACCAAUCAGACAGCACAAAUUAGUAACUUUAGAGUGCGAGUUGGUAACUCGAGCGCACAAAUUACUACGAGAUAAUAUUCUUUUCUACCGUAACACCUAAGGGGCUUCAUAUAAACCAACUGAAGUUAAAAUUCCCCUGCAUUGUAAAAUGUUACUGUAGUCUGCUUAACGUACUACGGUGCAGACACUUCUGGGAAGCUGAAUGGGCUGGGCACGUUCACUGGGGUACAUUUUAAGUGAUAACAAAUAAAAACCUCUCUCUGUGUGUA
Paramormyrops kingsleyae is the source of this 2209-nucleotide messenger RNA. It is a transcript of the gene camlg, whose product is annotated as calcium modulating ligand. The record is from RefSeq and is a predicted model, not a curated record. NCBI's taxonomy places the organism in Eukaryota, Metazoa, Chordata, Actinopteri, Osteoglossiformes, Mormyridae. Gene Ontology annotation, cellular component: GET complex. Gene Ontology annotation, biological process: tail-anchored membrane protein insertion into ER membrane.